Culex quinquefasciatus (southern house mosquito) is the source of this 962-nucleotide messenger RNA. Its product is annotated as collagenase. The coding region runs from base 47 to 937 and encodes 296 amino acids. Gene Ontology annotation, biological process: proteolysis. The transcript is spliced from 3 exons. The record is from RefSeq and is a predicted model, not a curated record. Gene Ontology annotation, molecular function: serine-type endopeptidase activity. NCBI's taxonomy places the organism in Eukaryota, Metazoa, Arthropoda, Insecta, Diptera, Culicidae.
CCCCGCGAAGCUAAUCACUCCAAGGUAAACAGUUCUUCGAUUCGCAAUGAAAACGUUUGUGGUGCUGUCCGCACUGCUGGCCGCCGUCUGCGCUGUUCAGCAGUUUGACCCAGCCAACAUCGACUGGAACACAAUCCGAACGAUUCAGGAAACCGACUCGUACAGAGCCAAGUUUGGACUGGCUCCGUUGAGUGAUGACGAUAUUCGAAACUCUCGCAUCUCCGGUGGCACGAUUGCCAUGCCAAACCAGGUCCCGUGGGCCGUCGGAGUGUUUAUUCAUGGUGGUUCCGGACAUGGAUUCUGCAGUGGCACUUUGAUCUCGCCAAGACAUGUCCUAACGGCAGCGGUUUGCAUUUCCGGCCAAGUAACCCUGACGAUUGCGCUGGGAGCGUCCAACAUGGCUAGCAUCGAGCAGCUGAUUGGAGUGUCAAACAUCCUGUCACAUCCGAGGUACAGUUCUCUGCUGAACCGAGAUGACAUUGCGAUCCUGACCAUGAAUCGGGACGCAGAAAUCAACGAUCACGUGCGACCUGUGCUGCUGCCAAGGUGGUCCGAUGUUGGAAACUCUUUCAACAACUGGAUGGCCACAACCGCAGGGUGGGGUAAUACCGGAAAUCGUGACAACGAAAACAUCCCCACCGAGCGGCUGCAGUUUGCCGUUGACAGCGUGAACUCGAACUUCGUUUGCGGAAUUUCGCACAACUUCAUUCGUGACACACACAUUUGCACUUCCACAGAUGCCGGAGGCCCGUGCAAUGGAGACGAAGGAGGUCCUGUAACGAUCACGGAAGCUGGAAGGACAUUCCUUGUGGGUAUCCAUUCCUUCCAUUUUUCAGGAAUUCGGGGAUGUGACCGAGGGCGCUCGGCUGUGCACACGCGAAUUACGGAGUACUUACAAUGGAUCAAGGAUAACAGCAGUGCUGAAGUUACUAAUUAAUGGAACUUUCAUAUCUGGAGUUUUU